Caenorhabditis remanei is the source of this 1131-nucleotide messenger RNA. RefSeq lists its product as uncharacterized. The transcript is spliced from 9 exons. NCBI's taxonomy places the organism in Eukaryota, Metazoa, Nematoda, Chromadorea, Rhabditida, Rhabditidae. The record is from RefSeq and is a predicted model, not a curated record. Bases 1 to 1131 code for a protein of 376 amino acids.
AUGGAGGUCAGAAGAACCACUCCAAAAUCCUCGCCAAACACUGCAAACGAAGUUUCGAAACAAUCGAGUCCGAGUACGAAAAAGCAAUCGACUAUCUCAAAAAAAUCAAAAAAAGAAGAGAACGUGACCGGAACGAUGACAAUGCCAAGUUCCAAAGAAAAAGCUAAUGACUCGUCUCCCCUUUCCUCUACUAUUGACUUGACAGAAAAACAACAAAACGACAUUUCGGAAGCCCGAAUUUCGCCGAAACCAGCGAAGAAAUCUGGAGAGAAAGCGGAAGAAAAGUCGUCAAUUCGAUUGGGAAAUGGGAUGAUGGAAGAAGAGAAAGAUGAUCACCGAACCAACAAAUUAGUCGGAACUCAAACCGAAUCAGAGCGCAAGGAAAUCGAAAAGAUGCCGUAUUCGUUCGAGAAUAUUCCGGCUGCGAAAUUCGAACCAGCUCCACCGAAAACCAAGGAAAAUUCUGCGGAGAAAGUGGAGGAAUCACCGAAGAAACCUGUGAAAUCGGAGGAAGACGAAACGAAGCCAAAAGAAGAGAACAUUGAGAAAAUCGAGAAAAAGAAAAGAGAAAUCGUAGAGAACGGGUCCGUCGAGCAGACUUUGAGUGAGCCAUUGAAGGUUUUGCCGAUUGGGGAAGAGCCAAUCCCUAUUCCUCCACCAAUCCCACCACCAGGUGCUCCACUGGAAACUCUUUCUCCUUCUUCACCGAGAACCUCGGAACCGUCAUCCGCAUUAAUCGAAACUGCAGUUGAGCGAAACGCCGAAUCAUCGGUCUCUUUCGACACUUCGCAGUCAAUGUACAAAGUUUGUAGAUGCCGGAAGAAAGAAAGAGGCGCUUUGUUAAAGGAUUCGGAUGCUCCUGUCUAUGAUCCAACUCUUAAAUUGGAUAUCCCAAUGACUCGAGUCAUUCCCGUCACUUUCACCAAAUACAACCCACCGAAUCUUUUGGAUGCACCGACUAAUGGAAGUACUGAAAUCAUCGAGCUCCCCGACUUUUUCACUUCACCUAUUGAAGAGGAGCCGGAUAACUUUUUGACUGGAAUGUAUCCGAUGAUUGCCACUAUGACCGCCGCUCACCAACACGCUUGUCUCAUCAAUCAUCUCGUGGAGAAUUAUGAAUUUUUCGAGUGA